Molecule: messenger RNA, 11421 nt
Organism: Scatophagus argus
Lineage: Eukaryota; Metazoa; Chordata; Actinopteri; Scatophagidae
Gene: cacna1db
Product: calcium channel, voltage-dependent, L type, alpha 1D subunit, b
Exons: 49
Coding region: 1150-7845 (2231 amino acids)
Biological process (GO): calcium ion import across plasma membrane
Cellular component (GO): membrane; voltage-gated calcium channel complex
Molecular function (GO): high voltage-gated calcium channel activity
Source: RefSeq, a predicted model, not a curated record
CCCGCACGGACGGAAUUCUGCAGACACUUUUAACUUCCGCUGUCCCCGAAAACCGCUGCCCUCAAAACUUUCCGAGAGGUUUAUUCCACGGAGAUUAAUCUGAAACGUAAAUGAGGUCACAAUACACAAUUUGUUAGAGUGGCGCUUAUAAACCAAAUGUUUGGAGAAAAUGAUGGCCAGUCUUAUGAGUUUAACCUUAGACACUGUGCGUUCUAAAAUAACACUGUUUAUAUCACAACAACAAAUAAAGGCUAAAUACAAAUUUUGAAUAAAAAACCCUUCUGCGAUGACCAAAAUAAAUAAAAAUCUUGUGCGAGACCAAGAAUGGUAAAUAAUUUGGCUAAACACUUCUCUGUUUGUCCCAUUGAAUUGAAUGGAAAUGAAUUAGCUACAAAAGCACUCUUAUACAACAUUUAUUUUAAUUAACACAGAAGAGAAAAAAUACUCAAGGGAACAACAGACAAAAGCCAUAUUUGAUUUUCAGAAAGAAAGGAACCAAGGACUUAUAUCAUUUUUCUAAUAAUUAAAGAUCAUGUAGCCUCUCUGGAGAAAAGAUGUUGACAUUAUCUUAAUGUUACAUAACUUCCACAGGGCUGCGCUGUAAUACUUAUUUUUGGGUCUAAUCUAUCAUGUGAGGUCUGGUGGCAAGCUAUUUCUUUUGUUUGAAUUCACAAGAUUUCGACAGUUAUGUUAAAUCCUGACUAUUUUAUACACCCCCCAACAACAACAAAAAAAGAAAUAAACUAAAAACAACACACACACACACACUGUAAAUAUUUUUAACAAUCCAGAAUCAAUCCUGGAAGGACCCACAAUGCUUUAAUUUUAUUGUGGUUAUUUAUAUGGCAUGUUAAAGUUAAAGCCAUCAUAUAUAAACUCCGGAAAACAAACAUUUCUCUGAUAGGUUAUUUGUUCCAGUUGAGCUGCAGCUGCCUGCUUCACCUGCCUCUGUUGGGGGAACAUUGGGCCAGGGAUUAUAAUCGGAGGAUUACACGCUACCGUGAAACUGUUAUCCUCCAUACAGGCACAGGUAAUCCAAUCACUGGUAACCUUCCAGCACAGCUCCGACAACUCAUUUCCUCUUGAAUCGCCGCGGAGUGAGGGCAGAAAACGGCGCUAUGAGGCCUCAGAGAAGAGCCAGGUGACAGAAUGCCGUUCAUUAUAAGGGGAAGACCCCUGAGGGGGGCACAGUAUGCCAGCAACAGAAGGACCACUCCCUCCACUGACACUUCUACGUUCUGGUCAGAAAGCCAAACUAGACUGCACCAGCUCCAACCACCCGAGCCCCUGCAGGCCCCGUCCAGCACCGGCAAACCCGUCGGCUCCUCUUCUGGCCUCCUUGGGGCCAACAGUGGUAUUCAGGGCCCCAGUGGCACUGGUUCUGGUGUCAGUCCGGUCCUUGCUUGGCAUGCUGCCAUUAGUGCUGCUCGCCAAGCACAGGGCGAUGGCGCAAAGCCUGACAUGAGUUCAAGGCCCUCAGUUUGCACCACUGGACCACCUCCUGUGGGCUCACUGGCCCAGAGGAAGAGGCAGCAGUAUGCCAAAAGCAAAAAGCAGGGAGGAUCUACCAACAGCAGACCACCCAGAGCUCUGUUCUGCCUCACCCUCAACAACCCCAUCCGCAGGGCUUGCAUCAGCCUGGUGGAGUGGAAACCAUUUGAUAUCUUUAUACUUCUGUCUAUUUUUGCCAACUGUGUGGCCUUAGCCAUCUACAUCCCCUUCCCUGGAGAUGACUCCAACUCUACCAACCAAGAGCUGGAAACGGUAGAAUAUGCCUUCCUGAUCAUUUUCACUAUAGAGACAUUUCUGAAGAUUAUUGCCUAUGGCCUGGUCAUGCACCAGAACUCCUAUGUCAGAAACGGCUGGAACAUGCUGGACUUUGUCAUCGUCAUAGUGGGGUUGUUCAGUGUGAUUCUGGAGAUGAUAACCAAAGAUGCUGACUCUGGUGGCCAGUCCGGAGGCAAACCUGGAGGGUUUGAUGUCAAGGCCCUCCGAGCCUUCCGCGUGCUCCGACCCCUUCGCCUUGUCUCUGGAGUUCCCAGUUUACAGGUGGUUUUAAACUCCAUUAUUAAAGCCAUGGUUCCUCUGCUUCACAUCGCUCUGCUGGUCCUCUUCGUCAUCAUCAUUUAUGCCGUCAUCGGCCUGGAGCUCUUCAUUGGCAAAAUGCAUGCUACAUGCUACGUGAUACAAACAGGUGCCCUUGCGGAGGAAGAGCCCACACCAUGUGCGGUAUCAGGGCACGGCCGUCAUUGCCUGCUCAAUGGUACAGUUUGCAGAGAGGGCUGGCAAGGCCCCAACAAUGGCAUCACCAACUUCGACAAUUUUUUGUUUGCUAUGCUCACUGUGUUCCAGUGUAUCACCAUGGAGGGCUGGACGGACGUUCUCUACUGGAUGAAUGAUGCAAUGGGCUUUGAGCUGCCGUGGAUCUACUUUGUCAGUCUGGUCAUCUUUGGAUCCUUCUUUGUUCUCAACUUGGUUUUGGGUGUGUUGAGCGGAGAGUUUUCCAAAGAGCGAGAGAAGGCCAAGGCUCGAGGAGAUUUCCAGAAGCUACGUGAGAAGCAGCAGUUAGAGGAAGACCUAAAGGGCUACCUGGACUGGAUCACCCAGGCUGAGGACAUCGACCCCGAGAACGAGGAGGAGGGAGACGAGGAGGGCAAGCGUAACCCGAGCAUGCCCACUAGUGAGACAGAGUCGGUGAACACAGAGAAUCACAACGGAGUGGAGGACAAGUCACCCUGCUGUGGACCUCUGUGUCAAAAAAUUACUAAGUCAAAGUGCAGUCGUCAGUGGCGACGCUGGAACCGUUUUUGCCGCAGGAAGUGUCGGGCAGCAGUGAAAUCAGUGACGUUUUAUUGGCUGGUCAUCAUCUUGGUGUUCCUCAACACCCUCACCAUUGCCUCUGAGCACUACAACCAGCCAGACUGGCUGACUGAAGUACAGGAUGUAGCCAACAAAGUUCUGCUGGCAAUGUUCACCUUGGAGAUGCUAGUGAAGAUGUACAGUUUGGGGCUGCAGGCCUACUUUGUGUCCCUGUUUAACCGCUUUGACUGUUUCGUGGUGUGUGGAGGCAUCAUAGAGACCAUACUGGUGGAGCUGGCCAUCAUGUCUCCACUGGGCAUCUCUGUUUUCCGCUGUGUGCGACUCCUCAGGAUCUUCAAGGUCACACGUCACUGGGCAUCUCUUAGUAACCUGGUGGCUUCUCUGCUCAACUCCAUGAAGUCCAUCGCCUCCCUAUUGCUGCUGCUCUUCCUCUUCAUCAUUAUCUUCUCCCUGCUCGGCAUGCAGCUUUUUGGGGGCAAGUUCAACUUUGACGAGACUGUAACUAAAAGGAGCACGUUUGACAACUUCCCCCAGGCCCUGCUCACUGUCUUCCAGAUCUUGACAGGAGAAGACUGGAAUACAGUGAUGUAUGAUGGUAUCAUGGCGUACGGUGGUCCAGCCUCGUCUGGAAUGGUGGUCUGCAUUUACUUCAUUAUCCUCUUCAUCUGUGGAAACUACAUCCUGCUAAACGUCUUCUUGGCUAUCGCUGUCGACAACCUGGCAGAUGCUGAGAGCCUCAACACAGCACAGAAGGAGGAAGAAGAGGCCAAGAAGAGAAAGAAUAGUGUCAAGGAUGCAAGCACAGAUAAGAGGGUUGAAAUGCUAGAAAGAAAGGAUGGAGAGACCAAGGUGACAACAGAGGGGCUGGAGGAAGACAAAGAGUCGUACCCUGCCAUCAACUCUUCAGCAUGUGAUGACGAUGACAAUAAUGACGAGUUCCCGGAAGUCCCUUCAGGGCCCCGUCCUCAGCGGCUGUCUGAACUCACCAUCAAAGAGAAGACUCCGCCCAUCCCAGCGGGCAGCGCAUUCUUCAUCUUCAGUAGCACCAACCCAUUUCGUGUAUUCUGCCAUAAGCUGAUCAACCAUCAGAUCUUCACCAACCUCAUCCUGGUCUUCAUCAUGCUCAGCUCAGUCUCUCUGGCCGCUGAGGAUCCUAUACGCAACUUCUCUGCUCGCAAUAUUAUACUUGGUUAUUUUGACUAUGCUUUCACCGCAAUCUUUACUGUUGAGAUCCUGUUGAAGAUGACAGCGUUUGGAGCGUUCCUACAUAAAGGGGCAUUCUGCAGAAACUACUUCAACCUUUUAGACUUGCUGGUUGUUGGUGUGUCUCUGGUCUCCUUCGGCAUUCAGUCCUCUGCUAUCUCGGUAGUGAAGAUUCUUCGUGUUUUGAGGGUCCUUCGUCCACUCAGGGCCAUCAACAGAGCCAAGGGACUGAAGCACGUGGUCCAGUGUGUGUUUGUGGCCAUCAGGACCAUCGGCAACAUCAUGAUCGUCACCACACUGCUUCAGUUCAUGUUUGCUUGUAUUGGAGUGCAGCUGUUCAAGGGCAAAUUUUAUCGCUGCACCGAUGAUGCCAAGUCCAGCCCAGAGGAAUGCAAAGGUACCUACAUUCUCUACAGCAACGGGGACACGGCGCUGCCCAUGGUGAAGGAGAGGAUCUGGUACAACAGUGACUUCAACUUUGACAACGUCCUUAUGGCCAUGAUGGCUCUCUUUACUGUCUCCACCUUCGAAGGAUGGCCCACUCUACUCUACAAGGCCAUCGACUCUAACAAAGAAAACAUGGGUCCCAUCUACAACUACCGCAUCGAGAUCUCCAUUUUCUUCAUCAUCUACAUCAUCAUCAUCGCCUUCUUCAUGAUGAACAUCUUUGUCGGUUUUGUUAUCGUCACCUUUCAGGAGCAGGGGGAGAAGGAGUACAAGAACUGCGAGUUGGACAAAAACCAGCGCCAGUGUGUGGAAUAUGCUCUUAAAGCUCGUCCUCUGCGGCGCUACAUCCCCAAAAACCCCUACCAGUACAAGUUCUGGUAUGUGGUCAACUCUACUGGCUUUGAGUACGUCAUGUUCGUCUUAAUCAUCCUCAACACUCUGUGUCUGGCCAUUCAGCACCAUGGUCAGUCUCAUCUGUUUAACUAUGCCAUGGACAUCCUCAACAUGGUCUUCACUGGGGUUUUCACAGUGGAGAUGAUCCUCAAGCUCAUUGCCUUCAAACCCAGAGGCUAUGUCGGGGACGCCUGGAACGUCUUCGAUGCUCUGGUGGUGUUUGGCAGUGUAGUCGACAUCAUACUCAGCCAGAACUAUUUUGCUGAUGCAUGGAACACGUUUGAUGCCUUAAUUGUUGUGGGUAGCGUGGUUGACAUUGCCAUCACUGAGAUCAAUAACACAGAGGACAGUGCUCGGAUCUCUAUCACCUUCUUUCGCCUGUUCAGAGUGAUGCGAUUGGUCAAACUGCUGAGCAGGGGAGAGGGCAUCAGAACUCUACUGUGGACCUUCAUCAAGUCCUUCCAGGCUCUUCCCUAUGUUGCACUCUUGAUAGCCAUGCUGUUCUUCAUCUAUGCUGUAAUUGGAAUGCAGGUGUUUGGGAAAAUAGCCAUGGUGGACGGAACACAAAUCAAUCGCAACAACAACUUUCAGACCUUUCCUCAAGCUGUCCUGAUGCUCUUCAGGUGUGCCACAGGGGAGGCUUGGCAGGAGAUCAUGCUGGCCUGUCUGCCCGGGAAGCUGUGCGAUUCAGAGUCAGACUACAACCCCGGAGAGGAGAGAACCUGCGGCAGCGGCUUUGCCAUUAUCUACUUUAUCAGCUUUUACAUGCUCUGUGCUUUUCUGAUCAUCAACCUCUUUGUAGCUGUCAUCAUGGAUAACUUUGACUAUCUGACCCGUGAUUGGUCAAUUCUUGGGCCACAUCACCUGGAUGAGUUUAAAAGGAUCUGGUCUGAAUACGACCCUGAAGCCAAGGGCAGGAUAAAGCACCUUGAUGUGGUGACUCUUCUGAGGAGGAUCCAGCCUCCCCUGGGCUUUGGCAAGCUCUGCCCUCACAGAGUAGCCUGUAAGCGUCUGGUGGCGAUGAACAUGCCCCUGAACAGUGACGGGACUGUCAUGUUUAAUGCCACCUUGUUUGCUCUGGUCCGCACUGCUCUCAAGAUUAAGACUGAGGGUAACCUGGAGCAAGCCAAUGAGGAGCUUAGAGCUGUGAUCAAGAAGAUCUGGAAGAGGACCAGCAUGAAGCUUCUGGACCAAGUAGUGCCCCCUGCAGGCGAUGACGAGGUAACAGUGGGGAAGUUCUAUGCCACCUUCCUGAUACAGGACUACUUUAGGAAGUUCAAGAGGCGCAAAGAGCAAGGUCUUGUAGGAAGGCACUCAUGGGAGAGGCUGAACACCACCAUGGCUCUACAGGCUGGCCUGCGCACGCUGCAUGACAUUGGACCAGAAAUCCGUCGAGCCAUAUCAUGUGAUCUGCAACAGGAGGGGCUAGUGGAUGCUAAUGGAGAAGAAGAAGAGGAAAUCUACAGGCGCAAUGGUGGCCUUUUUGGGAACCAUGUCAACCAUGUCAGUGCAGAUAAGCAAGGCCACUCCUAUCUGACCACUGUCACCCAACGGCCGCUACAGAUCCUGCCCUUCUCCCGCACUGCCUCACUCGAACCCACCCAAACCGACGGGAGAGCCAGUGACGACGACAAAGGAGGGGAGACAGAGAUGAACUCUUCACCUAUCCAAUAUAAUCAUCAUUAUCACACCUCGUAUCCAUAUAGUUAUCCUCACUGUAUUUCCACUUGCCAUCAGUCGCCAAUACCCUCCAAUGCCAACCUCAACAAUGCCAACGUGCCCUCACUUCUCUCCAUGAACAAUGGGAGACAGCAGAAGUGUUUGUUAAGGCGAGACCGCUUGUCCUCUGCCAAAAAUGGAUCAUCAGUGUCUACUUACAGCAAAGGAGUCCACGACAAGCCUUGGAAGUCACAUUCCACAAGGACACGCUACUAUGAAGCCUAUAUUAGAUCAGAAAGCAGUGGUGGACUCUACCCCACGAUUCGUCGAGAGGGGCUAGGAGGCGGGGACAGCGAUGACGAGCAGGGCUCAGGAGAGUACUACAGUGGGGAGGAGUUUCAUGAAGAUGACAUCAUGCUCACACGAGACAGGUUGUCCAAUAGGGACCAGCUCGAUGCAGAGGGAGACUUUGACUUUGAGGCUCCCCGGAGCGACCACCAGCCUGAUGCUUAUAACGACGAUGACCAGCAGCCAAUCUACCAAGAUGGCAGGCGGUCGCCCAGGAGAUGGUUUUUACCCUCACCGCAAGCCUCCAGCAGGCCAACGUUCAGUUUUGAAUGUCUUCGCAGAAGAAGUAGUCAGGAUGAGACUCCUCCCUCUCCUUCCUGCACAGCUCUUCCUCUACACUUAGUGCAGCAACAGGUGAUGGCGGUGGCUGGUCUGGAUGCCGGCAGAAUCCACCACCUGUCUCCUGCACGGUCACUUCGAUCCUGGGCCACGCCUCCUGCCUCACCCAUCAGCCGCGACUGCUCGCCCUGCUACACACCACUGAUACAGGUGGACUGGCGAAGUUCGGGCAGUGUUGGCAGCAUCCCCACAGCAGUGAGAAGGAGUUUGUGGUAUACAGAAGGCCAGGAUGGUCCUCCCACCCGCAGCCACUCUCCGUCACGUCUUCGGCUACCUGCAGAGAGCAGCUCCCACUUUCUGCAGAAGAGGGGCAGCGCCAACAGUCUGGUGGAGGCUGUGUUGAUCUCUGAGGGUCUGGGGAAAUACGCCAGGGACCCUAAAUUUGUGUCAGCAACCAAACAUGAAAUUGCCAGUGCCUGUGAGAUGACCAUCGACGAGAUGGACAGCGCUGCCAGUAACCUGCUGAAUGGCAGAAUGGAUAACGGAAACACUGGGGGAACGGGGAACACCAGCUCACAGGCCACUGCGCACCUCAGAGACCACAGUAUCCGUGACUACAGCGACGAGGAGCCGUAUGUGGCUGUAAAAUGUGAGGAGGACCUAACAGACGAGAUGAUAUGCAUCACAUCGCUAUAGCAGCGACUCACACUGGAUUAUUUAGGUUUUUUCAAUUGAACUUUUCCACGGUGAGGGGGAUGUCUCUGUUCAGGUGCAUCUUGCAGACAGAAAUAUAAAACAUGGAUGGAUAAGAGCACAAAGUGCCUUGUUUUCUCCUUCUGUGGAAUGGAGAAUGGAAAGGAAUGGAUUUAUGGAAGAUACUUUCAGCAAAUAUUGAAAUCAGAUGGAGUUAAUCUGCCUGCCAGCCUGCGUGUCAUUUAGCAGGAAUUUGGGAUACUCCCAAGAGGUUGUUUUCUAUUUUCUUUAUUAUUGGCAGUGGUUUGGUAUAGCAGAACAGCCUGACAGCUGCACGAAGCCCAAGGCUUGUGAUUUUAGUUUUUCCAACAAGAUCCACUGAUGAUCAAGUCCAGCAGCUGAAAGCUGGACAUUUUGGUAAAAUGGGGAGUUGAUAUGGAGCAAUGAUAAUAUGAAGGUGUGCACUCUGCAGGUGCUUGAAUAUUCAUAUGUUUUUAUUGUUUUGACUCUGUUUGGAUUUGAAAAGAAGUAAAAACAUCGGUGGCUUUAACUCGAGGGUGUUUGCAACCACAUUAGGUGAACAGUGUUAUGACUGUUCUGUGGUGCUGUCCCACGCUGUUCACUCACUAUGAAGAGCCAGUAACACAGAAAAGGCGAUACCGUUCUAAACACAUGCAGAUUGCACUGUAAGAAAACCAUCCUGCACCACAUCUAUUCAGACACUGGUUCUAUUGAAAACAUUUACAAGAGAUUUGACAUUUACAAAACAUCACUCAAGUUCUCCAGUGUGAAAGUGACAGACCAGUGAGUAGAGCAGUCUGUUGGAGUGAUGGAGGAGUGAGUGAAGCUGGCUUUGCAAAGUUGUAUUUGUCCUGCUGCUGCUGCUGCUGUUGUUGGCUGUCCAAUGAUUCCAAGAUUCAGAUGAGUUUCAUUUCAUAUGUAUGUAUAAUCUAAGACUUUGACCUUUAGUGGUCAUAAUAACAGACACAGUUUUGAUCUGCCGCUAUUUACAUUACAUUUUGGCCUCCAUGACACAAAUAAGAAAAAUAAAACAUGAUGAAAGUGUGGGAGUUGUACUAGGUGUGAAUCUGGGAACUGCUCUGGGUUCACAGGUGGGGCUUUCAGGGUUAAACACCUCUUGUCUCAGUACUUGACUUGAAAAGGAAAUCACAUAUCAAGAAAAAAAAGACUUUGUCCUCAGGCAUAUCCUUCAGUUUCAUGUGUACUCUGAUAUGACACAGAGACACAUACUUUAAGUUCUUACCAACAAUAGAGACACUAAACUUAAAUUAAUUGAUUACUUUACCUUGAAAGUGAAGGAAAAUUUCAGAUGACACCACACUGUCACAGACUCGUUUCCACAGUCCUUAUCAAGACUGUGAGGAAGAGACCAUUUCAUUGUUACAGACUCAGUCAGGAUAUGCAAUGAUUCACUUAACUCAGUUCUGAAAAUAAGACAAACUGCCUGAGUGUGCACUGAGAAAAUGAUAACUAUAUACUAUAAAGGAAAUCUUUUUAUCUCUGUAUGACACACUCACAGCACAGCAAUUUUGUGAAACCCUGAGUGAGACUGUAAUGAGUAAUACCUUUAAAUAUCAUGUGACAAAAAGGUUCCUUGUGACAAAAGCACAAAAUCAUCCCAAUAGAAUCAUCUGUUUGUUAUGAGUCACUUUUAACCCAACCUUUUUUUUUUCACCAAGCUUUGCUUUCGGGCCACUUUAGUUCUGUGAAUUCCACUUCACAUUUGGUUUUCAGUAACGUGGAAUUUCUCUCAGGCUUGCUGCAUGAGUCAGAUGAAGUCAGUGGAUCUUGAACACAAAGGUCUGACACAUAUUCACUGUUUGUCAUCCUCUACAUAUUUUAUAUUUGAAUCAGAAAGGGGAAACUAUUUUUUUCAGAAUUGCCUGACGAUAUAAAUUCAGUAUAAGGUCACUGGGUGUAUAUAAUGUUUCUGAAAUGAAAUGAUUGAUGCUUUUAUGUGUAGGAGUUCUUUUUGUUUCAGCACCAGUUUAAGGGCACUAGAUGUCUAAAACAGCUGCUGUCUGCUGGAGGAAGAGCUUCACCACCUGCUCGUAGAUAAAAACGCCGAGGAGAGGUAACAUCUCUCACCUGCUCCACCAAUAACCAGUGUUUGUCCAUCACUGCCAACUCUAAUAAGGUCUUCAGGUCAGCUUUUACAAACCAACACUGGCUCGGGGGAAAUCCUGUUAUUAUUUUCCUCAAUUGAAAUACUGUUGUCAGGGCAACAUAUGUUUUGUGCAAUCAAAGGGCUCCUCGAGAUGUAAAACCAAAAAAAGGGAUCAUAAUUAAUCAUUUUUUUCCAUCUUUAUGUUACUGUUGAAGGGUAUACCAUUUCUUGUGUACAAUUAAUGACAAAAACUAUACUGAAAAGGUUGUUGUGUUUCCCACAUACAAAUAAUACAGAUAUAAAGAUUAGUUUAACCUACAGCAGGAUAUGAGCUGGUAUCUGGAAUAUGUACUGUAAAUGCACUCAUUCCUUCUUCUCUAUAGAAGAUUGACAUAUACCGGUUUUAAUGGCCAAUACAGUAGAUAAAUAUGAAUAUAAAUAGAUAAAUAUGCAUUUUCUACUGCAUGAAAAUUGUGUAAGACUUUCAACAAAUGUUAUUACCUCUUUAACUAUCCUGGUGCAUUAUUUAGGGUAUCAGGGAGACUGAGGCAAUUGCUGUAUCUGCGCAAAAUGAAAAAAAAAGAUAUUUAAAGUAGUAGUAAUGUCAAACAUUUUCAUGUAAGUAUUUUUCUUCAGUGCUAAAUCUGAUUGUUAAUAAAAGUUAUGAUCACACCUCCAAAAACUGAGUUGUGCUGGAAUGUGCCAAACUAAAUCUGGACAACCAGCUUCAGAAAAGAAUAAUCACAAAAUUACCACUUUAAAAAUCUCUUCAUUGUGUGUAAAUACAGCCAGAGUUUCAGUUUUACUGUUCUGGAGUCUAAUGACCUUUUUAAAGAUAUUUUAGAGCAUUUCAGAAGCCAUAUUACACACAUGCUGUAAGCAGAAAUUGGUAUAUUUGCUGCAUAUCUCACACUUCUGAGCAGGCGAGCAGCCGAUUAAGCAACCCGCAGGACACAGGGCUGCCGUGUCUUGUACAGUCAGAUGGACUCUGCUUGUUGUGGGGAUCAGACCUGUGAUGGUUUCUCUGAACACCAGGCCCUCUGUUUGAGUUGGCCAUGUUUUCCUCAGCUUGUACAGAAGCAUUCAUCUGAUGUUCAUGGUGGCAUUUACACAUUAAUGAGGGACAGAUACCAAUUACUAAAUCAACACCACAUUUUUUAGUAUGAAUGAAUUAGUCAUUUCUUUUAGUCAAGAUUGGCCAACAUUGCAUGACUUUAGGAGUUACAACAUCAGAAACAAUAAUCAUCUGUGGGUAAGUUACAGGGCAAUUAUCCUAGUACAUUUGAAUUUAAACUUUUAUAAAAAGAAGAAAUAGUAAAAAACCCACAAAGCUUUGUUGUGCAACUUACAGCUUUAUUUUUUGUACCGUUUCACUGCUUUACAGAUUAAAUGAAAACUAUGUAUGUAUAAAAUCUGUACAGUGUUCAUAAAAAGUAAGUGAUGAACUUGAA